Messenger RNA from Strongyloides ratti, 1434 nucleotides. RefSeq names its product Ubiquitin carboxyl-terminal hydrolase. Gene Ontology annotation, molecular function: proteasome binding; cysteine-type deubiquitinase activity; protein binding. Gene Ontology annotation, biological process: proteasome-mediated ubiquitin-dependent protein catabolic process; protein deubiquitination; regulation of proteasomal protein catabolic process. Lineage: Eukaryota; Metazoa; Nematoda; Chromadorea; Rhabditida; Strongyloididae. The record is from RefSeq and is a predicted model, not a curated record. The transcript has 2 exons. The coding region runs from base 1 to 1434 and encodes 477 amino acids.
AUGUCAAAAGUUACUGUUAAGUGGGGUAAAGAAAAGUAUGAGUUAGUAGUUGAUCAGAAUCAAAUUCCAUUAAUGUUAAAACAGGAGUUACAAAGGCUUACAGGUGUAGAUGUUGAAAGGCAAAAAGUUAUGGUUAAGGGGAAAGUACUUGAUAAUGAAGAUUGGAAAGGCGUAAAACUAGCAACAGGUACUACCCUGAUGAUGAUGGGACAAGCAGGGCCUGUUGUUCCUGUAGAGAAACCUCCAGAGAAUGAGUUGACAAUGAAUGAAGAUUCAGGAAAUGAUUCUGAUCUUCAAAUGUCUUUACCAACUGGUUUGAAAAAUUUGGGUAAUACGUGUUACUUAAACGCAACAAUACAAGCUUUAAAAGCUGUUCCGGAAGUUAAUGAAGCUUUAAAUGCCUACAAUCCAGAAUCACAAUCAGAGUUAAAUAAUCAUUCUGCCAACAAAUCAUUUCUUAUAUCUUUGAAAAGUCUUUUUUCUACAUUAGACAAAAAUAAAGCCAAACAAAAAGCCGUUACUCCUAUGGUUUUUCUCAAUUAUUUCCAUCAAUUAUGUCCUCAAAUGGCUACAACAACAUCAAAAGGUAGUCUUGAACAACAAGAUGCAAAUGAAGCUUGGGUAGAAAUAUGUAAACAUGUUUUACCUAGUCUUAAAGUUCCAGGUAAUGGUAACACUUCUUUGAGUAGAUUUUUUUCUGGAUCUUAUCAAUCAACUAUAAGGAAUCUUGAAAAUCCUGAUGAAGAAGCUACUACAACAGCCGAAGAUUUCUUGCAACUAUCAUGUUUCCUAGCUCAAGAUAUUAAAUAUCUUCAAAGUGGUUUAAAAAAUAAAAUGGUUGAAGAAAUUGAGAAGAUGUCUGUAACAUUAAAUAGAAAUUGUAAAUAUGAAAAACGUACACUAAUCUCAAGAUUGCCAGCUUAUGUUACAAUACAAUUGGUAAGAUUCUUUUACAAAGAGAAAGGACAGAUCAACGCUAAGAUUUUGAAGGACGUUAAAUUUCCAAUGACAUUGGAUUUACAUGAAUUAUGUACACCAGAAUUAAAAAAAAAACUUGAACCAAUGAGAGCUGCUUUCAAAGCUGAAGAAGAUGCUUUUGCUAGUAGAAAAAAAGAAGAAAAUGAAAAUAUGAAGUAUGAAAAAGUGCGAUAUGAUUUUGAAGAUGAUAUUGGAAGUAACAAUAGUGGUCUUUAUGAAUUAAAAGCUGUCGUGACACACAAAGGUAGAUAUGCUAAUGGAGGUCAUUACGUUGGCUGGGUGAGAAUAGAAAAUGAAGGAAAAGGAAAAGAAGACAAGUGGGCUAUGUGUGAUGAUGAUGAAGUUCAUUUUGUUACUGAAGAGCAAGUAAAGAAAUUAUCUGGUGGUGGAGAUUGGCACUGUGCUUAUGUACUUGUUUAUGGACCUCGAAUUCUUAAAAAAUCUAUCAAAGAAUAG